AUGUCGACCCAUUAUGUACUGGAGGCUAACUACGGGAAAAGCGCGAUAACGCAUCGUUAUAUUGUUCCGAGGUGGCGAUUGUCGAGCAAGCUGAACCAGCCUGCCGAAGAGGAAGAUGUUCCAGCCGAUCAAGUCUCACGAAAGUCGUUUCAAGUUCGCGAGUCGGCAAUGAUAGCUAGUAAGCAUCACGUACUCAACGGUACUACCAAGUUCAAAACGGUUUGUCGUCGUGGCACUCAAAUUGUGGGCAUCAUGAGUCGGAACGGAACUGUAGUUUUCAAUGAAGUGAUGGCUGCGUUGGGCGAGUUAGAGGAGAUCAUCAAGGAUGGAGUUGUGCACACUAUUGGUAACGAGUUCGGCUAG
Molecule: messenger RNA, 363 nt
Organism: Phytophthora nicotianae INRA-310
Lineage: Eukaryota; Oomycota; Peronosporomycetes; Peronosporales; Peronosporaceae
Exons: 1
Coding region: 1-363 (120 amino acids)
Source: RefSeq, a predicted model, not a curated record